GUCUGCUAAAUCUGCACUAUUCCCGUCGUGUAUACGUACAAGAACCUUCUUGAUUGAUUGCUAGGCAUUCGUCGCUGUCCAUUAUUAGCUAACAGCCACCCGUUAUACUAUCAGAAUGCGUAGCUAACAGCCACCCUUUAUACUAUCAGAAUGCGUGUGUCCACUUCUAGACAUCAGCUAUGUAUAUGCAUGUAUACAGUCAUGGUCAUCUGUCCGCCUUGUGCGCGCAGUAUCCAGAUAAAAUGGAAGGCAACGACAAAAACGAGAAGAAGACGCAAGAGUGCAGAGAAUUUCUCAUGGCAAUGACACUCGGAGCCGCACUCUCGUGCGUCGUCCUGUCUAUCAUCAUUUUCUUCACCAAGGGAGUCUCAAAUAUCGACCUCCUAGCCACCAUCUCUACCACAUGCACGACCGCACUAGUCGACCAGACGACAGUCGCCGAAUGCAGCUACGAUUGCGGCAACUACGCAGACAGCCAGUGCAUGUUGACAUACGACUGCUGGCACGUCUACGCGAUCGUCGAGGACAAGCCAAAGUCGACGGUUCCGUCGCAGCUUUUUUGGAACUUCGAUUCACGCGAAACCAACUGCUCGAAUUAUCGUCGAUGCAACGGUCGUGGCGUCUCGAUAAAGUAUGAGGAAAUAGGCGACGAGUAUUCGUGUUACUACGAUUCGUCUCGACCGAAUGCUGUCUAUCUGCAUCCUCCGAGAAGCCCAUUACCGUACUUGAUCGGAUCUUGUCUGACCGCAAUUGCCGCCGCCGAUGUGAUUCGAGACUGUCUCGUAGGCACAGUGCUGAGCCUCUUGAAUACAAAGAGACGACCGUCUAGAGUCUAGCUAGAGUAAUGUAUGGACUCAUUAUGUUGCUGAUGUUGCAUCACCCUUAAAUAGAUCGUAAGUCAGUAGCUAUAGACUCUAGACAGCUUUUUGACUUUUUGUCUAGUUUUGUUGCCUGUCUGUAGUCUCACUGCUGAGCGUAGCGAGGCUUCUAAUCCGGGUCGCACAACAGAAAUGGGCGUGGUCCCAUAUGGAUCUCCAUCGAGCUUUUGGUAUGUAUACAUACGUGUGUGUGUGUGUGUGUGUGUGUGUGUGUGUGUGUGUGUGUGUGUGUGUGCGUGCGUGUGUGUGUGUGUGUGUACACACAAAUCUCAAAUUUCUCGUCCCCAUGACCACGUUUCAUGAUAGGACCUACCAUACAAAUCGUUUCCGUGUCCGACUACAGAUGAGUCUAGGAACGAUUCGUCUAAGUGACCGAAUGGCGGCGAAAAUGCUUCGUAACUUUCGUCGCCCCAUCCUUUGUAUUGUAGCUAGGGACUGUGUGUACUUGACAACCAAGAAACACCUUCAGGAGUUGAAUGCCACCUACAUUCAACUGUUCACACGUCCCAUACUACAAUCAAUCCUUAACUACACUGUGCUGCAUCUAACACUGUUACGAUAUCAAUUUCUAUGUCAAUAGCUAAAUACCA
Corticium candelabrum is the source of this 1468-nucleotide messenger RNA. RefSeq lists its product as uncharacterized. Bases 180 to 836 code for a protein of 218 amino acids. The transcript has a single exon. Lineage: Eukaryota; Metazoa; Porifera; Homoscleromorpha; Homosclerophorida; Plakinidae. The record is from RefSeq and is a predicted model, not a curated record.